Messenger RNA from Gambusia affinis (western mosquitofish), 1762 nucleotides. RefSeq names its product GTPase IMAP family member 4-like. Gene Ontology annotation, molecular function: GTP binding. The coding region runs from base 471 to 1412 and encodes 313 amino acids. The record is from RefSeq and is a predicted model, not a curated record. The transcript is spliced from 4 exons. NCBI's taxonomy places the organism in Eukaryota, Metazoa, Chordata, Actinopteri, Cyprinodontiformes, Poeciliidae.
UAGUUGAUGUACGAUCCUUACAUCAACUAGCCAUCUGGGUCCAUGAUGUUAUUAAUUUUACCGUACCUCACCGUAGUUCCUUGCGUCGGGUCCUUCUGUCAGAAAUUGCGGGUGUAGGUGGUGAGGCAAGACGCUGUAUACCGAGGUGAAAAUGAAUGAUGGUGUUUAAUUGUGAAAAUAGGGCACAAAAAUACUCCAAAGUCCAAAUCCCAGGCAGCACUGCUGAGCGGAAGACAAGGGCUCAACACAGGUAUGACUGGUACAGGAAUGGACAGCUUACGACUGAUAUGAGACGAGGACCCGACGGAGACGUAGAGACACAGGUUUCUGUUUCAGAUAAAAGUUUUUCUUGUUGGAAUAUAUCAUGGGAGUGGAUCUGGGACGGGUUAUUUUAGAGGAACAGAGACAAGACUGAAGCUGUUCAUCAGCGACGGCUCUACAUCGACACAACUUAACCUAUUGUAAGGAACAUGUCCAAAACAAAAGGUUCAUGGGUGAAGAUGGGAGAGGCUAAGAAGAAGAAAUGUGAUCAGAAAACAGUUGAAGAUCCAGAAGACGUUACCAUUUUGCUCAUUGGCAAAACUGGAACAGGCAAAAGCUCUGUGGGAAACAUCAUUGUGAACGCUAAUGAUUUUGAAGUUGGCAAGAAUACACUGGUGUGCAAGAAGAAAAGACAUCCCCUGCCUGAUGGCCGUAGAUUGGCAGUGAUCGAUACUCCAGGUCUGUUUCACACCAAACUGACAGCUGAGGAGAUGAAGACACAGCUGACUAGAUGUGUCUCGUUGUGUGCUCCUGGUCCUCAUGUGUUCCUGAUUGUGAUCGAGCCAAAACGUUUCUCAAGAGAAGACAAAGAGAUGGUGAAAAUGAUCAAGAGGAUGUUUGGAGAUGGAGCAGCUAAAUAUACCAUGGCAUUGUUCAGUCAUGGAGAUGAAAUGGAGAGAGAUGGAGUCUCGGUAGAAAGAGCUGUGUAUUUCAACCCAUCUUUCAAUGAUUUUCUCAGCAAAUGUAAAGGAGGUUUUCAUGUUUUUAACAACAACAAUGACGACAGGAAUCAAGUUAAUGAGCUGGUGGGGAAGAUUGACAAUAUGGUUCAGAGAAAUGGAGGCAGGUGCUACACAAAUGAUAUGUUCAGAGAAGCCCAAAGAGCCAUUAGUCGGGAGAUUUCUCAGGCUGAAGUAAAUAGAGAGACAGCAGAGAGAAACAACUCGUUUAUUCGAGCUGUUGAUCGAGCUGCUGCAGUUGCAGCCGCUGCUGAAGCUGCUGCUGAAGCUGCAGCAGAGGCCGCUGUUGCAGCCACUGCUGAAGCUAUAGCUGCAGCAGCGGCUGAAGCUAUUGUUGAAGCUGCUGUUGGAGUGGCAGAUGUUGUGAGUACAGUCACAGCAGUGAGAGAGGAUGGAUGCGUAACUCAGUGAUAAUCAUCCGAUUAGAAAUAGUAGAAAUAGUAGCUGUUAGUGAAUAGUAAUUAUUAAUUACAUAACAGAUUAAACACUUUUAGUAUAACCUUUACAUUAAAACACAAUAUGUGAUUUGCUAUUUAAAGACAAUGAUUAACAUUGUCUUGGUUUGUGAUCUGCAUAUUUAAUCUAAGAGAAUAAAUUUGUUGUAUUGUUAAUUUAUUUAUUUUAGUUUGUUGUCAACAAUAAAUUCAAAAGAUGAUUUUUAUUAACUAAUAUAUACAAAGUGAUUUGGAAUAUAUGGCAUGUUCUUUACUUUGUGUUCAUAAUAAAUAUUUAUACACUUUAUUCAAUUCUGUUUGGUAAGU